GUCGCCAUUUUGAAUGGUCUGACGCCAGGGUUCUUUUGUGUAUAUUGGUGCGGACUGCGAUGGGCGUAUGGUCAGCCAGCGCGCCAGCCUAGAGCCGUGCCGCCAGCCGCCAGGCGUUUGAUGUGCCGGAGAUGAGCGACCACCUCGGCGAUGGGCCGCCCAGCAAACGGUCCAAAUACGGAGAUAGCUAUGGCUCCGGCCUCGACCCCGCGGGGGGCAAUGACAUGGCGCUGUCGCUGGACCUGGAGCUGUCGCUGCCGGACGAACUGGAGACGGCCGCCUCCAAGCCGCCCGGCCAGUACGGCGCGCCCAGCAUGGCCAACGGCACCGCCGACUCCGGCCACAUGCACAUGAUGAUCAACAAGCAGCAGCUGGCUGGCAUGGGCCGGCCCGUCGGCGCACUGCAAAUGGCGCCGAACGCGGUCGUCUCGAAGGGCGCGCUGCUGGCGCAGCAGCUGAUGCAGCGUCAGAUGGCGCCUCAGUCGGGCGGGCACAUGCAGGUGCGUCCGACCAUGGGUGCGAUGAACCAGCUGGGCGGGCCGCAGCCACCCACCCAGCAGAGCUUUAACUUCCCGGGGCAGCAGCGGCUCAUGGCGCCGGCCGCCUCGGUCAGCAACGGCACCACGACCGGCCUCGCGCCGCACUCCGCCGGUGACCCCGAGAAGCGUAAGCUGAUCCAGCAACAGCUGGUGCUGCUGCUGCACGCGCACAAGUGUCAGCGUCGCGAGCAGACCGGAGGCGACCACACGGAGUGCAAGCUGCCACACUGCCAGACGAUGAAGGACGUGCUGAACCACAUGACGGAGUGCCGGGAGGGCAAGUUGUGCCGUGUGCCGCACUGCGCCUCCUCGCGCCAGAUCAUCACCCACUGGAGGAGCUGCAUUCGCACCAACUGCCCGGUGUGCCUGCCGCUGAAGCAGGCGGAGAACCGGCGCGGCCAGCAGCCGCGGACCGAGCCGGCGGUAUCGGCCACGGCCGCCGCCGCCGCCGCCUUCCAGAACAGCCGCCAUGACCUGCCCAGCUGGGCGUCCGACCUCAACAACGACAGCGCCAACAGCGCGCUGUCUGGCAACGCCGACUUCCGGGCGAUGCUGGACCCAGUGACGGCGGCGCCUGUGCAUCACACCAAGGAGUGGCACAUGCAGGUCACACCCGACCUGCGCACCCACCUCGUGCGCAAGCUGGUGCAGGCCAUCUUCCCGACGCCCGACCCCAGCGCUAUGCUGGACCGGCGCAUGCACAACCUCGUGGCGUACGCCAAGAAGGUGGAGGGCGACAUGUACGAGAUGGCAAACUCGCGCUCCGAUUACUACCAUCUGCUGGCGCAGAAAAUUUACAAGAUCCAGAAGGAGCUGGAGGAGAAGCGCCAGCUGCGACAGGUGGCGGUGAAGGUGUCGCCGGGAGGACUCGGCGUUUGA
Molecule: messenger RNA, 1418 nt
Organism: Pollicipes pollicipes
Lineage: Eukaryota; Metazoa; Arthropoda; Thecostraca; Pollicipedomorpha; Pollicipedidae
Product: histone acetyltransferase p300
Exons: 11
Coding region: 132-1418 (428 amino acids)
Biological process (GO): positive regulation of transcription by RNA polymerase II
Cellular component (GO): histone acetyltransferase complex; transcription regulator complex
Molecular function (GO): histone acetyltransferase activity; transcription coactivator activity; chromatin DNA binding
Source: RefSeq, a predicted model, not a curated record